AUGGGCAACCGUAAGAAAACCGGCCUUCUAGCCGUCUUGGCAUCUGCUGCUUCGGUUACUGCUCACGGUCACGUCACCAACAUCGUCGUCAACGGCGUCUCAUAUCGCAACUACAUCCCCGUCCAGGACCCAUACAUAAACAACCCUCCCCUUGUGGCCGGCUGGACGAUAGACCAGCGCGACAACGGCUUUGUCGCACCUGACGCGUACAAUGCCCCGGAUAUCAUCUGCCACAGACAAGCAGUGCCGGGCAAGGGCCGAAUCACAGUUGCUGCCGGCGAUACUGUGCAGCUACAAUGGACGGAGUGGCCUGAUAGUCACAAAGGCCCCGUCAUGGACUUCCUGGCAAACUGCAACGGACCUUGCAACGCUGUCGACAAGACAGCACUCAAGUUCUUCAAGAUUGACGGCGCUGGCCUGAUUAACCCCCCGCAACAAACAAACCAGUGGGCGGCAACAGUGCUGAUCAAUAACGGCAAUGCGUGGUCCGUCCGUAUCCCGCCCAAUGUUGCCCCAGGUCACUACGUCCUUCGCCACGAUAUCAUUGCCCUCCACAGUGCCGGUCAGCAGAAUGGAGCGCAGAGUUAUCCCCAGUGCGUCAACCUGGAGAUCACCGGCUCUGGGACGGAUAACCCGGCUGGCACACCGGGAACCGCUCUCUAUGGAGCCAACGACCCCGGCAUCCUGUACAACAUCUACCGGGACAACCUCAACGACUAUGUCAUUCCUGGUGGUGCCAUCAUCCCCGGCGGGGUUUCCAUGCUCCCACAGUCGAGGAUCCAGAUCACUGCCUCGGGCAGCGCUACCCCUUACGGCACAACGAUCCGUGCAAGUUCAACUAUCACAGCCUCCGCCAGUGUCCCAACUUCGAGUUCUGUUGUUCCUAGCAGAUCAUCAAGUACAAUCAGCUUCGGCAACUCGACUUCGGAUACUGUCACUCUCAUCACCACUUCCACUACUGCUGCGACAACAACAAUCACACUUACUCGUACAAGUUCGACCUCGACCUCCAGCUCGAGCUCAAGCAGUAGCACCAGCACCAGCAACAACUCUCCAAUCAGCACUACAAGAACAACGUCUCAGACGCCGUCACCCACGACCUUUCAGACCAUGACCACGACGGCACCUCCCGCCGGAGGACCGAUUCAGAACCUGUACGGCCAGUGCGGUGGCUCAAACUACGCCGGUCCGACCCGGUGCCCAGACUACGCGUCUUGCGCUACUGUCAACCCGUAUUACGCGCAAUGCACCCCGGGUCCUGUACCGGCGGGUGCUCAGUCUCUGUACGGACAGUGCGGCGGCAUGAACUGGCCGGCUGAGAGCCCGACAUCUUGUGUCCCUGGCGCUACUUGCAAGACGGCAAAUCCGUACUACGCUCAGUGUACUCCGGUAUGA
Molecule: messenger RNA, 1395 nt
Organism: Colletotrichum phormii
Lineage: Eukaryota; Fungi; Ascomycota; Sordariomycetes; Glomerellales; Glomerellaceae
Product: glycosyl hydrolase family 61-domain-containing protein
Exons: 1
Coding region: 1-1395 (464 amino acids)
Biological process (GO): carbohydrate metabolic process
Cellular component (GO): extracellular region
Molecular function (GO): cellulose binding
Source: RefSeq, a predicted model, not a curated record